CUCGGUUUCUCUGGAGAUGUCCAAGCAAGCUAGCAGCGAGCGAUCACGUUGCCCAUCUCGCUAUAUUCCCAAAAGCUUCCGAGGCCGAAGACCCCUGGGCUGCAAUUCAUGCAGACUCGCUCUCACUCUCGGAGCAACAGCUGCUGACUGCUGUUUCCAACGCUGCGUAGCAGCAGCGGCCCGUGAAGUUUGCUUGCGCUGUACAUUUGCACCAUGCAAGGGUCGAGGCCACAAUGUGGCGUGUAUAUUGGCCGGCCGCAGAUCAUCGGUUCCGAUUCAAACGCAACACGGGCUUUCGGCGCGUCGCCCAUGUUUCCGGAAAUCUCGUCCUAUCACAUUCUCGACGCAUGCAAUCCCACUCGUGGCUGAUACUGUUCUCUCGUGUUUGCAAUACAAUCCUGAUAAUUGUCGGGCAAUGCGCCCGUGGGCCGACUUCUUGCGCUGGAACCGUGGUAGGAUUUUGCACAGCGCUGGGCAAGGACAGAUCAGUUGAUUGGCAAGUCGAAGAAAGUCUCCACGAGCCCUGAUGUGUGUAUUCGCUAGGCGCGACCGGAUCGUGGGUACAAAUCGGACCUGUCCCAAUCAGGCCACUUGCUCGCUUAAUCUGUCACCUGCAACGCCUAUCGACUUCCGUCAAAACCGCGGUACCCCAGUCCACACGACAGUAUAAGAUGGCUGCUGAGGCUGCAAAUCCAUCGACCACGACUAAACUCCUCGACCGUCUGCCAUGCCCCAGCCCCGACUACGCAUCGCCAUCUGGCCGACCCAGCGGUGGAGGAAUCGGCGGACUCACUCUCGCCCUCGCGCUGUCCCGAUAUCCAGACAUCGAAGUGCAGAUCUACGAGGCAGCCAAGUCUCUGUCAGAAGUUGGCGCCGGUGUCGGCAUUUUCCCGCGGCCAUGGAAGAUCGUGCAGUUGCUCGGUCUGGACCACGAUCUGGCUAUGACAUGCGAGACGAAACCGGUAGAAGGACCCGUGGCCGGUUUCAACUACAGGAAGUCGGAUCAGGGUGCAGGGUUCGCAUUCUCGACGCUCGUCACGAAUGGAUCGUUGUUGACGUUCCACCGCGCGGACUUUCAGAACGUGCUGCUCAGCCACCUACCGUCGUCAACGCGAAUUCACAUGUCCAAGCGCCUGCACACCUUCGUCCAAAGACCAUCUGGGCCGACGGAGCUCGUCUUUGAGGACGGAACACGAAGCUUCUGCGACGUGCUGGUCGGCGCGGACGGCCUGAAAUCCAACACCCGGCGCGCGUUUCUCUCCGAGCGCAUCCGGUGGAUGCAGGACCAGGGCAGGUGGCAGGAGGCUAGAGAAAUCGAGACCUGCAUCGAGCCGGUGUGGAGCGGCUGCACGGCCUACCGCGCGCUCUUCCCUGCGGAACGUCUCCGAGCCCUGGCGCCUUCCCAUCAGGUGCUCACGAAAGGCACUCAGUACCUGGGCAAAGGCGCGUUUGUCCUCGGUUACCCAAUCCAGAACGGCAAGAUCAUCAACUUUGUCGCCUUCGACUUCCGGCACGAGCUCGAGGGAACGCCUUACGGCGGGCCGUGGAUGAGCCUCGGGGACAAGUCCCAAUUUGCGCACCUGUUUGAAAACUGGGAGCCGGAUGUACAGCUCCUGAUACAGUGCGUCGACCAGGCGGCGACUUGGGCGAUCCAUACCGUCAAGCCCCUGCGUUCGUUUGUUUCCGGGAGCGUAGCGCUUCUCGGCGAUGCGGCUCAUGCCAUGCAGCCACACCAGGGCUCCGGAGCAGGUCAGGCCAUGGAGGUGAGAAGCGCAGUCCAUUCGAUCGCCGGCCUCGUCCCUGCUCACGCGUCUCUCCGCCAGGACGCAUAUAUCCUAGCAACAAUUCUCGGCGACGCAUCCACGACGCGUGAGACUCUCGGACGUUCACUGCGCAUCUACGACGAGAUCCGCCGCCCCGCCGCGCAGCACAUCGCUAGCGCCUCGCGCUUAAACGGGCGCUACUUUAGUUUCGAGGAGGACCCGAUGGACGGGCUGGAGGGUCAGCAACUGUGGGACCGGCUGCAGCAUCUCUACCAGCGCGUAGUGAAGAACUGGGAGUGGGCGUGGACGACAACCAUUGACGACCAGGUGAAAGAAGCUCUGCGGCAACUCAAACGCGCCUCUCGAUGAUAAUUUUAAGCUUAUACACGCCCUUGACCCCGGUUGCCAUAUAUCCCUACAUAAUCUACAGCACGCUCACACUUAGAUCUAUUCGCUCAUGUGUACAACAGCCAUCAAUUCAUCAUCUUUCGACCCGA
Mycena citricolor is the source of this 2260-nucleotide messenger RNA. The record is from the annotation of a GenBank genome assembly. NCBI's taxonomy places the organism in Eukaryota, Fungi, Basidiomycota, Agaricomycetes, Agaricales, Mycenaceae.